GUUGGCGUAGAAAGAGCACUCUCAGUGUAGGUGAAGGCAAUCCUUUUGAUUUAACUUUUUUUCUGAUUAUGGCUAAAAACUCACAUCAUGAACUGACAUGCGCCCGAAUCAAUUUCCUUUUCUUGCUUGAGAGAAUCCACUCGUCUUGGUGUUUACCAUUGUCUCUCUCUAAAAAUACAAUGCACUUGCCUUGGUCUAAUUGGUUUAUCAACUUUCAUCAGUUGGAGGAAUUAGUGUCGAAUUGCUUCCAUUCCCUCGCCACUUUCCAUACAUCUGCCAAGGAUCUUUUGAAAAAGUAGCCGUUUUCACCUUCCAUGUUCGUAAAAUUUCUAAAAGGACCAAAUUAUAAGAUGGAUCCUACAAUGUUCAGUCUUAACAUUAUAUGCAGUAGAAGAUCUACAUGGCAUCAUCAGAAUCCGAACUCGGGUGUGAUUUUCUGGAGAUCUUUGCUGUGCAGAAUCUUUAGAGAAUCUCGAAUGUCGAGCUUCAGUAGAUGCGCUGCUUGCAAAUAUUUGAGAAGAAAAUGUCCGCAAGACUGCAUCUUGGCUCCUUAUUUCCCUUCCUCGAAUCCACAAAGAUUUGCUUGUGUCCAUAAGAUCUUUGGUGCCAGCAAUGUCACCAAAAUGCUUCAGCAAGUCCCGGUGCAUUUGCGGGCAGAGGCGGCAGAGUGCAUUUCAUAUGAAGCAAUAGCCAGGGUUCAGGACCCUGUCUACGGAUGCGUUGGAAUCAUCACUCAACUCCAACAACAGAUCAUCCAGAUUCACAGUGAGAUAAUGAAGAUUAAGGGCGAUAUAAUCACCCAUCACUCUGCACAUCCGCAGCACCAGCCACUGCCACCGCCACAAGGUGACCCUUGCCGGUCCAUUUCCAUUCAUCAGCAGGAGCAGGACAACUUUCAAUCGGACGAGCAUCCUUUUGGGAACUUCUAA
Messenger RNA from Rhodamnia argentea, 929 nucleotides. RefSeq names its product LOB domain-containing protein 24-like. The transcript has 2 exons. Lineage: Eukaryota; Viridiplantae; Streptophyta; Magnoliopsida; Myrtales; Myrtaceae. The record is from RefSeq and is a predicted model, not a curated record. Bases 315 to 929 code for a protein of 204 amino acids.